AUGAACCACACGUUUACGUUCGAGACAAACCUGAAUGACAUUUUCGCUGGAGAUGACGUCGCCAAGUCGGAGAAGAGCUGCGACUACUGCGUGAAGCGGAAGCGCGUGUGCAGGUGCGAGACCAUCCGGAGGGAGCUGGGCAGCGAAGACGCUGCCGAGAUUGCCGAGCUGCAGGAGCGGAGGAGGUACUACGACGAAAUCUGCAACAAAAUUGUGGGCAAGUACAAAGACGUGGUGAACCGGUUCGAAUACGACAAGGACGUGGUGUCCUUCAUAAAGAAAAACAAAAUUAAUGAUGAAGUGGAGUGCGAAGAUUGGAUUUACUUUUACGAGUUGCUGAAGGAGAGGAGGAUAGUGGAGAGGUGCAUCGACACCAAGGGGGGCAGGGAGGCGGUCACUUUGAAUAGCUUUCAUUUUGAUGAGGAGGCCAAUUUCAUAAGCUGCCUAAACUACUACCUCAAGGUGCACAAGUUGCACCACGUGGUUCACAGCUGGAUGGGCAUGAGUGUGAACCCCUUCGAUGAGUACUCCCCUGGGGGGGCGCGACACGCUGGAGUUGGGCAUAGCGGCGGUGUGAGUGGCUACGGGGGGGAUAGCGACCAUGUGAGUGGCUACGGGAGGGAUAGCGAUCGUGUGAGUGGCUACGCCCGCGAUGCCGCUGCUCCGGAGGGGAAAAGGUUCCACCCGCUGUAUUACUACCUCUACGUGCAGGAGAACGAGCGGUGGAUUUCAGGGCUGAACAACUCGGGCCGCAUCAUCCACCCAGAAAACAUCAACCACGUGUGGAACCAAACGGUGAGAGAGAGCAACAAUAAGGUGAAGCUGUUUCAGCUCAUAACGGCGAACAGUGUAAGUGCCGAUGACGUGACGGACUACUGCAAAAGGGAGAAGAAAAACCAACAGGUGGAGGAACAGAAUAGCCACGUCUCAAAAAUUGGGAGCAUCAGUCAGCUAGUGUGUGCCUUGGGUAUGGUGGACGUUGGGGGGUGCUUCAUCAUGAAAAUGAAACUAUCUUUUGAUAAUUUCCUCCUGUCAAUUUUUUCCAUACUAGCGAUUUGCUUUAAGAAUCUGGAGGUGUAUAGACCCUCCUGCUGCCACCUGCGCAAUGUUGUCUUUUUAGUGGGCGUCCAUUUCAAUGGGAUCACAUCAAUCUUCUUGUCUUGCCUGAACAAUUGGGUUCAGGGGGCUCAGCGGGAGGUUGUCUCCCUUCUGGGGGAGCAACACACGCUAGGCAUGCUAGGUGCGAUAGACUCACCCGGGGUGAGCGUGCCUGGGGACCCCCCCGGCGGAGUGGACCCGGGAAGAAGCUUCAAAGGGAGAAGCAUCAUCCCCAGGAAGUGGAUCAAGCAGAGCUUCUUUAGGGAAUACCAAAAGUGCAUCCACCACUUUGUGGACUACCUAAUUUACUACCUCAAAAAGUGCAUUAAUGUGUCGAACACGAAUCUGAUGAAGAAGAACAUCGAGGACACCAAGCGGAUGUACCUCUCGCAGUUCUUCGAGGAGCACCGCCUGGUGGACCUCCGGAAGAGGGACAAGCUGCUCAGUAGGCUGCUCGACGAUUUGUACUUCGACCUGUGGAGGAUCAUCCCCCCGGGGAGCGGCGAGAGCGCUGAAGGCGGUGAAAAGGGAGAAAGCGGUGAAAGCGGCGAAAAUAGAGAAAGCCGCGAAAACGGCGCAGAUAAGGGGGACCAUCUGGAGGAGGCAGACGGAGAAGACUGCCGCAAACAUUUCCCCUACGAAGGGGCGCCCUUUUCUAAGAAGGAGUUGCAAAAACUGAGGAGCAGCUUGCAACUCCCCCCGCAAGCAGCAACAGAGAGGGGCAUCUUCUUCGAAACGCGUGGGCCCACCACCAAUGGCGAGUGCGCCAACCGGGGGGGGAGCCUGCACAAGUAUCGAAAGCAAAUCACCGCGCUGUUAAGAAGGAUAGACUUUAAGGGUGACCGAGCCCCAUCGAGAAAGCGAAGAGGGAGCAGAAGCAACCGAGUGGCAGAUCCCCCCAGGGGCCUCUUCCAGCUGGAUGAAGACCUAAUCCGAAAGAGGGUCUUCUCAUUUGAUAAAGCUCUCCUGGAAAAACAUGAAGCGGAAUUCGAGGGGCUCCUCAAGAAACAAGCCUACUUCACCAACAAGAACUGGUUCAGAUGUUACCUCCAGAAGGAGGCCUGCCACUUCGUCAGCCCCUUUUAUCUGGGGAAGGACCUAUACAGGGACAUACAGCUCUUCAGACAGCACAUAUACUACAAUCAAUGCGACGCUUCCAUAAAUAGCUUGAAACAGGUUCUGAAGAGGUACGAGCCUGUGUGCUCCUCCUACGUGAUGGACGGGAGUGAACUCUGCAGCAGCGUUAUUGACUGCCUCUUCGUUUUGAAAAAUUGCGCCCAUGUAGACCUCACAGAGGGUUGCCCAUUCCUCCAGAACUUCUUAGUGAUCAGUGGGGACGCCUCAGCCGGCGUCUUCUCCUUCUUCUCCAAGUUCGGGUCCGGUUGCCACGUCCUGCUGCAGGGCGGGGGCAGCAGCGGAGUGGGCGGCGUGAGCGGCGAGCCCCCUGAGGCCGCGCCCCCCCUGAACGUGCAGGAGCUGUUCCAGAGGAAGACCCCCUACAAGCACUUCAGCGAGCUGCUGAAGGACCGGCUGGAGGGCAAAAGCGUCUGCCCCUUCGUGCUCAUAGACCUAAACACGCACCUCUUUCCCAGCUACGUACACGUGGCUGAAAAGGAAAUAAAAACGAAGAGCUACCUCGUCUCCAGCUUGAUUAUAUGCUUCAACUAUUUGAAGAAGGGGGGCAACCUGCUUCUCCAUUUGAGCAGCGCCCUGACGUUUUUCACAGCCGGUUUGCUCUACGUGUUAGUAUGCGCCUUUGAUCGGGUGGAGUUCUUUUUGCCUCCCUCCUGUGAUGGCAUCGAUUUGGGGUUCUACAUCUGUUGCCACAACUUUGGUGGGAACUACGUGUACCGCCACUACGUGCAGUUUUUGUGGGAAGCCCUCAUAUGUAAUCAGCACCUGGAAGAGAAGGUCCCCGGUAGUGCCACCAGCGUGGCGACCACACCAGGGGAAGCUAAUGCGAAGAGGAAGAAGGGAGAACUCUACCUCUCCGUUCCCCUGUUCUUUCUCAUGAACAAACACUUCGUCUCUCUGCUGAAGCGAUUUAACUCGUUUUACUUCACCCACCACCUGAACGUGUGCAGGCACUUUUUAAGGGAGCCAAAAUAUUUCUAUCCCAAUCGGACGUUAGUGAAAUGCCUGGUGACUCAUUUUUUCCGAGCGUAUGUUCUGCCCGAGGGGGCGGGCAGAUCCUUUGGCAGGGUCUUCAAAUCGGUGAGCAUUCACUGUGAAGAGGAUGGCAGUGACGAGGAUGGGAGCGACGCACUCGGUAGCGACCAACUCGACAGCGACGUACUUGGAAGUGACCAACUCGACAGUGACCGACUCGACAGCGACAAUGAUGGGAGGGGCCACCUACCUGUGGGUGAUGCCACCGGGAGCGACUUCUCCAGUUUGGAUGUGCCCAGCCGUGGUGAGGGAGUCGACGGGGGGAGGCGGGCUCCCCGAGGAGGUGCGUCCCCCCCUGAGAGGAACAACAAGAAGAAGCAAAAAAUUAGGAGAAAUCGCAGCAGAAGUGGCAGCCUCAGCGGAAGCGGCAGUGGUGGUGCGCGCGUGGCGAGCGAGGGAAGCGAAGCGGACGGCUCCUCCAGCGAAUCCAAUUACUCCCUGGCCUUCGAGUACAAAAACGUGCCCAGCGAAAUAUCUGUGUCCGAGACGGCCUGGGGCGACAGUUCGUAG
This is a messenger RNA of Plasmodium vivax (malaria parasite P. vivax), 3777 nucleotides long. RefSeq lists its product as hypothetical. Gene Ontology annotation, molecular function: methyltransferase cap1 activity. The record is from RefSeq and is a predicted model, not a curated record. NCBI's taxonomy places the organism in Eukaryota, Apicomplexa, Aconoidasida, Haemosporida, Plasmodiidae. Gene Ontology annotation, cellular component: nucleus; cytoplasm. Bases 1 to 3777 code for a protein of 1258 amino acids. Gene Ontology annotation, biological process: 7-methylguanosine mRNA capping. The transcript has 3 exons.